AUGGAUCUGCUGGGCGCCUUUGGUGGCUACAUCAAUCCCUUUGCCUGCCCACUUGCCGUCUUUGAGACGCGCGUUCUCGCUGCUCUGACAGCUGCCGCCCACUACGAGGCCAACUGGAAGUCCAUUGACUCGCGUCCACUGCCGUCCUGGUUCGACAAAGCCAAGGUGGGCAUCUUCCUUCACUGGGGCGUUUUCUCGGUGCCCUCCUUCAACAACGAGUGGUUCUGGUACAACUGGCGCACACAAAAGUCCGCCAAUUAUGAGGCGUUCAUGAAGAAGAACUACAAACCUGGCUUCACCUACGAAGAGUUUGCCCCUCAGCUGACGGCGGAAUUUUACGAGCCGGAGAAGUGGGCUGAUCUGUUCAAGAAGGCCGGCGCCAAGUACGUCGUGCUCACUUCCAAGCACCACGAAGGCUACACGAUGUGGCCCUCAAAGUACUCCUUUUCGUGGAACGUCAUGGACGUCGGUCCGAAGCGUGACCUGCUGGGCGACCUCGCCACCGCCGUACGCCACCACAACCUCACCUUUGGCCUCUAUCACUCUCUCUACGAGUGGUACAAUCCGAUGUACCUGGCGGACAAGAAGAACGGCUUCAAGACGACCGACUUUGUCAGCAAGAAGAUUCGCCCCGAGAUGGAGGAGGUGGUGAAGAUGUACAAGCCAUCGGUCAUCUGGUCGGACGGCGACUGGGAGGCCUCUGACGCCUACUGGAACAGUACUGACUUUCUCGCCUGGCUGUACAACGAGUCGCCGGUGAAGGACGAGGUGGUGGUGAAUGAUCGUUGGGGCAGUGGCACCUCUUGCAAGCACGGCGGCUUCUUCAACUGCGCCGACC
Rhagoletis zephyria (snowberry fruit fly) is the source of this 838-nucleotide messenger RNA. RefSeq names its product tissue alpha-L-fucosidase-like. Gene Ontology annotation, cellular component: lysosome. NCBI's taxonomy places the organism in Eukaryota, Metazoa, Arthropoda, Insecta, Diptera, Tephritidae. Gene Ontology annotation, molecular function: alpha-L-fucosidase activity. Gene Ontology annotation, biological process: fucose metabolic process; glycoside catabolic process. The record is from RefSeq and is a predicted model, not a curated record.